Melitaea cinxia (Glanville fritillary) is the source of this 1216-nucleotide messenger RNA. Its product is annotated as calphotin-like. The transcript is spliced from 4 exons. Bases 57 to 1067 code for a protein of 336 amino acids. NCBI's taxonomy places the organism in Eukaryota, Metazoa, Arthropoda, Insecta, Lepidoptera, Nymphalidae. The record is from RefSeq and is a predicted model, not a curated record.
UUUGUACAUCACAACGAGAUCUUUCGAUCAACACAACUAACCAAAACUGAAUCAAAAUGAUCGGAAAGAUUAUCUUCCUUGCCGCCAUCGCAGUAGCAGUUGCCAAGCCUAGUUUGGCUCCAACGGCUCUAGUCGCUCCUGCUCCAUUGGUAGCCGCAGCUGCACCUCUUGUUGCUGCGCCGGCACCAGUAGUAACUGCAUCUAGUUCUCAGUAUAUCUCAAGAAACUACAAUGGUCUUGCCGCACCAUUGGUUGCUGCUGCUCCCGUGAUCUCUUCUCCAUAUACUUAUGCUGCUCCGUACUACGCACCUGCAGCUAAAAUAGUAGCUGCGUCACCUUAUUACGCUGCUUCACCUUAUUACGCUGCGUCACCUUACUACGCCCCCUCUGCACCUCUUAUUGCUCUUAAGGUCGUUUCCAUCAUUGCUAUCUUAGCUAGUUGCGAAGCUAGUGGAUUUGGACAUGUCUUACCAGCAAUAAAGUCACUAUCUGUAGUGCGAUAUGCACCUUUCUAUAGUUUCCCACAUGGGGUUCGAUCUAUACAUGCUGUUGCUCCUGUAGUGCGAGCCAUUGCACCUGCACCUGUCGCAGCUCCAGUUUUACCAGCGCCAGCUCCGGUAUUCCCAGCGCCAGCUCCCGUAUUCCCAGCGCCAGCCCCCGUAUACCCAGCCCCAACCCCUAUAUUCCGAGUAGCAGCUCCUGCAUUCCCAGCUCCAGCCCCAGUUUUUAGGGCACCUUUAUUUUCUGCCCCAGUUCCUGCUCCGGUAUUAGCACCUACGCCGAUCAUCUUAACCCUCACCAUUGCCGCCUCCAAUGCCGGAGUGUUGCCGCUCGCAGCUGCGCCUGCCGCUCUCGUGGCCCCAGCUGUGGCUCCCGCUGCAUACGCCGUGGCUCCCUACGCUAGCUCCUACUCCGCCCACUCAAUCAACCACGCUGUAGCUGCCCCAGUUUUCACUUCCGCUCCUAUAGUAGCCUCUGCCCCAUAUGUCGCUGCUGCUUCCCCCUACGUUGCUGCCCCUGCUCCUUACGUAGCUGCAAAAUACAUCUCUUCCCCGUAUUACUUAUAGACAAAUAUUUGGCGUUAUCAUUACCUAGUGACUUGCUCAAAAAUGCUGUGUUAUAGUCAUAUUAUUAAUAUAUAAUUACGUUUAUGUAUAUAUGUAGGUAUAUACUUAAUAUUAUGCUAAUAAAACAUAUUGUUCUAAAAUGACAAACA